This is a messenger RNA of Drosophila rhopaloa, 3483 nucleotides long. RefSeq lists its product as uncharacterized. NCBI's taxonomy places the organism in Eukaryota, Metazoa, Arthropoda, Insecta, Diptera, Drosophilidae. The record is from RefSeq and is a predicted model, not a curated record. The coding region runs from base 475 to 3153 and encodes 892 amino acids. The transcript has 7 exons.
AUUUGUAUUGUUAUUUAUUUUUUUUUUUGUUAAUUUAACAAUAAAAGCUUGGCUAAACAAAACAAAUGAGUUAGCAAUGGAAUUUUUCACAAAUUACUAAAAAUAAGACAAAGAAGAAGUGGCCAUAACAAGAAGGGGUGUGAACAGCUGAUGCCUGAUAAUACGGAUGGGGGAAACUCCGCGGAUAAGGGAAAGAAAACCAACCCCCGAGAAUCGAUGCUCAGUUGCAAUUUGCAUGUGCUGCCGUGGAGACGAGCUGCUCUCCGCCGACUAAUAAUAAUCUCAGCUGAACUAGAAUAACUAUUCGCAGAUCAACAACAAAUGCUGGAAUAUACACAUCACUAGCCGCGCCCCCCUACCAACACCGCCCCCCUGCAAAAACCGAGAUGUCUGGGACGUUGUGAAAUAGUAACACUCACCAUUCUACAUCGACAUUCGUCAUCGGAGCCGGAACCGUGGAAAGCCCCAAAUAGGAUGGCCCUCGCCAGUGCCGCCGCUGCCCUUUUGAAGGGAUCCCAGACGCCUCUGCAGCAGCUCCUGGAGGACAUCAACUUUCAGAGGACCAAGGAGAUGCGCCAGCUGCUGAAGGACGAUGGUGGUUUCGUUGUGCUCCAGGGCACCACCUACUGGACGGACCUGUUCGUGCGGCACUUCCUCUUCCAGACAGAGCCCGUGCACAGCAUCGACUCGGACGAUUUGCUCUUCUUUGUGCGCAAGAAGCACGUGAAGAGCUCCUCGCGCCACAUGCCAAAAUUUGAGACUGAGGUGGAGGUAUUCCGCAAGGACUCGCGCAAACUGCCCAUCGGGGAUCCCGAUGUGGACUGGGAGGAGACAGUCUAUCUGAACAUGGUCAUCCACCAGUUCGAUUACACGCUGACACUGGCCAUUUGCACCAGAACCUCGCCCAAGGAGCUGCAGGUGCUGAGGAGGCACUCGCAGAGGGUGUACGCCAGUCCCAGUCGCCGGAAGAUGGACACCAAGGGCGAGGGCGAGGAGAUCACGUAUCCGCACAUCUGCUUCAUGGUGGACAACUUCGACGAGGUGUUCAGCGACAUCUUGGUGCGCGACGGGGAGAUGGUGUGCGUGGAACUGGUAGCCAAUGACAAGGAUGGAGCUGUCCAGGGCGUGAUUUUCUUGGGAUCCAUACGCUACGAUGCCCUGAAGAAGGUGUACGAUGCCAGGCAAUCCAGUCUGAGUUCCAAGGUGGCGCAGCGCAUGUCUUUCGGCCUCUUCAGCAGUGGAGCGGGCGUCCAAACACGCUGUGAAUUUGUCCGGAUGAAGGGACCGCAGGGAAAGGGCCAUGCCGAGAUGGCGGUGACCAAGCCAAAGGGAUCCGGGGUGGAGACGCCCACCAGCGAGCCGGGAUUCUGCGCCACUGACAUGUGGGACGAGUGGGAGGAGGAGAACGACGACUACUGCACCUACCGUCAUCAGCGACGUCUCAGCGAUCCGAGCGCCAAUCUGAACAACUUCUCCCGCUACGGCUGGCGCACCAAGAACUCGAAUAACCAGGACAUGGUGGGCAGUGGCACCAGUCCCAGUGUGGGUGCCAAAGCGCGAUCGGAGAACGAGGGACUGGAUUCGCUGGCCAGCGAGGUGUCCGAGAUCGAGGCUGGAGAUCUGCGCGAUGAUCAGCAACGUCCUGCUUUCUCGGCCUCCGCGGCAAAACUGCACCCAAAUCCGAAUUGCGAGACCCACAAGCUCGCUGCUGGUGACCAAGAAAAGUUGCCCCAAGAAUCUCCAACUGGGAGUUCUUCCACUGCUCCAGCGGCCGCUGCUGUUCCGGCCGUGACUCCGCCUCCUUUGAGUGCCGCCGUGGAGGUCACAGUCUCCGGCGACAGCAAAGGAGCUGGGCAAAACUCGUCCACGGGCUGCAACUGUUUCGGUGGCAAGAAGGGCAAGAAGCGCUGGGCGUCGGCCAAGAACACGGACACCCCCGAAAUGUCCGAGGUGUACUGCCCCAGCUGCGAGGAUCCGUCCAACGAGUCGCCCGCCUGCCUGGCCAAGAUGCCCGACAAGCGGCCCACCCGUCUCAAGCCCAAGACCAGCAUCCUCAGUGUGGAGAGCGAGCUGCUGGUGGGCAAAAGGAGCAGUUUCAGGCUUCCGUCGGAGACCAAGCGCAAGCAGCAGGGUGCAAGCAUCACCAGGAGCGCUUCACUCAGCGCCGCUGAUCGCAGGACCAGUCUGCCGGUGGCCACCAAGAAGAUUAUAACCCCAAGACUGCGCUCGGCCAAGGCCAAGGAUCCGGAGAAGGACAAAGAUAGCAAGGAUAAGGACAAGAACAAGGAGAACGACAAGAAGUCUUCGAAUCAGAAGGUCAACGGCUCGGCAACCAACUUUCUGGCCAAGAUGUCGCCCAAGCGGCUCAAAGCCGGCAAGGACAAGGAAAAGGACAAAGACAAAGACAGCGACAAGACUAAGGAAAAGGACAAAGGCAAAUCAAGUGGUGCGACAAAACACAAGGCUGUCAACAAUAACAAUCCAAGGCCUGAAGCCUCUAAGAGCGAGGAGUACGAAAUCGCCGACGAUGCUACCUCGCUGAAUGGUAGUGAGUCCGAAGGAGCUGGAGCCGCCAAGAUGGCCAUCCUAAGUGAGAGCGAUAGCAAGCUGAUGAUCAGUGUGCGAGGACGUGAGGAGCUGCCGGUGGUGGAAUCCCCCAAGACCCCACCCAACCGAUUUGAGAAAUGUGUCCGCGUUGCGGUGGAGCCGGAAAAUCAUCCGCUGCAGCCGGACGAGAACAAUGAGAACGAGGAGAGUGAAAUAACCAAGGUGAUUUCGCCCACGGAACUUACGCCUAUGCUCGAUGUGGCCAAUGGCAACCAGGAGGCCACCAGUGCUACUCUUCCGCGGACAGCCAAGCAGGCUCAUGUCAGCAAGAUGCUGCAUCUGGUGCCGAAGCGCCGAACUCCAGAUGGCACCAACAUCUACUACUGGUGCGACGUGCCCAAAAAGGCACUAAAAGAACUCGACGACGGCGCCUACAAUCCUCUCUGGACCAGUCGAGGCUUUACUCAGUCCUUUCAUUUCUGGAAAGAGAACAGAAGACAGCAGUCCACGCCGCUCAAUGCAUUCCUCACCUAUGUGACACUGCCCUGGUGGAGCAUUGCAAAGGAUCUCUUGGAUCACCGGGAAACGCCUAUUCUGACCUUUUAGUAUUAACUUCGUUUGCAAUUGUGAUUUAUGCCCGUAUGCUUUAUAGUUCUCACAUUUAUUCCCUAUUUACCGAUCGAAUGCCAACCGUGUGAUCAGUCCUAGUUUGUUUAUCAGUAUAUUUGCUUUUUCUCGACCAACGUUGAGUUUCCUAAAGCGCAUCCGCGCGGAUUAAACUACUUGGUGAGCGCAGAGCCAACCUACAAAUUUAUGAACUACGAACUACGAUAGUGAACACUGUUACCGAUGAUAUGGAAAUAUAUAAUAGUAAUAUUAUUUGUAAAUUGUACGGCAACAUUUAUACCACGAAAUAUAUACCAAAUAGAAAAAGAA